Daucus carota subsp. sativus is the source of this 1547-nucleotide messenger RNA. RefSeq names its product probable serine/threonine-protein kinase At1g09600. The transcript is spliced from 4 exons. Gene Ontology annotation, biological process: positive regulation of transcription elongation by RNA polymerase II; protein phosphorylation. The record is from RefSeq and is a predicted model, not a curated record. Gene Ontology annotation, cellular component: nucleus; cyclin-dependent protein kinase holoenzyme complex. Lineage: Eukaryota; Viridiplantae; Streptophyta; Magnoliopsida; Apiales; Apiaceae. The coding region runs from base 1 to 1299 and encodes 432 amino acids. Gene Ontology annotation, molecular function: ATP binding; RNA polymerase II CTD heptapeptide repeat kinase activity.
AUGGGCAAUUGCUUCAAACCACAUGCUAAUCAAGCCAGUGAGGGAGGUUCAAGGGAGAGGUUGGCAGUGCAUGGCGAAGGAUCUUCGAGAGCGAGAGCGAGUUACAGUCAUAUAAAUUCAAGGGGAAGACUAUCAAGGAGUUCCUCAAACAGAGGGGAAGAAAGCAGAUUCAGAGACCGGUUUGAUAGUAACGAUAGGAGACAAUUGUUACUUCAUAGUCAAUCAAACAGUUCUAUGCCAAUUCAUGCUGAUGAUUUUGAUGAUAUAAGGAACAGGAUGGAAUUUGUUUUCCGCGCACAACAUCCUGGCUUAAGAGGGAUUGCAAGAGGUAGACAAGGUGAGCAAGUUGCUGCGGGGUGGCCUGCAUGGUUAUCUGAAGCGGCUUGUGAAGCUAUCCAGGGAUGGAUACCAAGAAAAGAGGAUUCUUUCGAAAGACUGGAUAAAAUUGGCCAAGGUACUUACAGUAAUGUGUAUCGAGCCCGUGAUUUGGAAGAAGGGAAAAUUGUUGCAUUAAAAAAGGUCAAAUUCGACAGUUGCGACUCUGCAAGCAUUCGGUUUAUGGCUAGAGAGAUCCACAUCCUACGGAGACUUCAGCAUCCAAACAUCAUAAAACUGGAAGGUGUGGUUGUAUCCGAGAUGUCAUGUACUGUGUACCUCGUUUUCGAGUACAUGGAACAUGAUCUCGCAAGACUUCUUUCUCGGCCUGGUCUGACGUUUACUGAACCACAGAUUAAAUGCUACAUGAAGCAAAUGCUGCGCGGCCUCGACUAUUGCCACCGUCACGGUAUUUUACAUCGGGAUAUCAAAAGUUCGAACCUUUUAGCCGGGAGCGAUGGCAUUCUCAAGAUAGCAGAUUUUGGCCUGGCGAAUUUUUACAAUCAGCGCCAAGUUGAACCUAUGACGAAUCGUGUUGUGACGCUUUGGUACCGACCACCCGAGCUAUUACUUGGUGCAACUCGUUAUGGCACUGCAAUAGAUUUAUGGAGUACUGGCUGCGUGCUUGCUGAGUUCUAUGCUGGGGAGCCUAUUAUGACAGGAAGAACAGAGGUGGAACAAUUGCAAGAGAUUUUCAAGCUUUGUGGCUCACCUUCAGAAGAAUUUUGGAGAAACUGCAAAUUACCUCAUGCAACCCGUUCCAGACCUCAACAACCUUAUAAAAAAUGUAUUGCAGAAAGAUUUAAAGACUUUCCUGCACCAGCAAUAGAUCUUAUAGAGACCCUGCUUUCAAUAGAUCCUGAUGAUCGGCCGUCAGCAGCUCAAGUUUUAAACAGUGAGGUAAUAAGUAGUUUGUCAAGUUAGGUUCCUCGUAUAAUAAUUAGUCUCUUGUUAAUUGGAUCUUCUUGAUCAUAGUUUUAUUUCAGGGUAAUUAGAUAUGAGCAAGCAUUCUCUAAUACCAAUGUGUUUGUUAUAAUUUUCUUGCUUAGCUGUCGGUUAAUGCAAGUCUUGGUUUAUGUGGAUGUGGCAGUUCUUUUGGUUACAGCCACUUGCUUGCGAACCUGCAGAGAUGUCAAAAUAUCAGUCUAGUAGAGUGAUGGAUGCUAGAGUAC